Molecule: messenger RNA, 2165 nt
Organism: Silurus meridionalis
Lineage: Eukaryota; Metazoa; Chordata; Actinopteri; Siluriformes; Siluridae
Gene: lrrc42
Product: leucine rich repeat containing 42
Exons: 7
Coding region: 467-2032 (521 amino acids)
Molecular function (GO): protein binding
Source: RefSeq, a predicted model, not a curated record
AUUUACUGUUUGGCGUUUAUUGUGUGUGACGGGAAAAACUACAUUUCCCAUAAUCCAUCUGGUGAAAUCCUUGUUAGCGCCUGUAGGAGAGUCGUGAGGCAGCGCGUUUCGGUUUAUUUACCCAAAUGCACCCAUUUCGUGUUGAUAAAGUGUUUAUUUGUUAGUGUGUACGUGUUUCGGUAAUUUAGAUUGUUCCGGGAUAGAUUUAUCUGCCUUAUUGGUUACGGGAAGCAAACUGAUUGUUUAUAUUUUUUAAUUUUUUACAAACCGAGUUUUAUACGAGGUGUUACUGUGAACGUAGUUCCCUGGAAACAAGCGGGACAAACUCUUUUGGUUCCCGUGUAUUCUGUAGUAGUAGUAAUAAUAAUAAUAAUAAUAAUAAUAAUAAUAAUAAUAAUAAUAAUAUCAAUUGUGCUGUUUGGAUAAGUAAUAAGUGUUUAAUAAGAGUCGCUGUGUUUGAAAUAUAAUGUAUUCAGUGGGGUCAUAUGAACAUAAAGACGAUCACGGCAGUGUGUACGUUCGAGAAAAAGGAGAACUUCGUUUUGUAAACACUGCAGGAAUUGUGCCUCAGCACUCCAGGCCUAAACCAUCGUAUAAAUUAUUCGAUAAAGAUUUUUCGGUCCGACUCCACGUCGACCGUUUCCCUCCUACCGAAUGCAGAAAGAGAAACGAUCACUUUGUUUUCACGUACAAUGGGGAAGGGAGUCUGCGCUACACGGCCAAAUCACUGCUCAAUAUAUCGCUGCUGUUCAUCGCCGAUAAUAUUGAGCACGUCGACUCCCUGAUCGGUUUCCCCGAACAAAUGGCCGACAGGUUGUUCACAGCAGCAGAGGCAAAACAGAAAUUUGUAGAACCUUCUACCUCUGCGAGGGGGUUACAGGUCUUCAGCGAAGCCUAUGGAGAACUUGUGUUGAAGUCGCUGUGUUUGAGAGAAAGGUCGCUCCUGCUUUCAGAAAGGAGCGAAGAGAUUCGUGUGUUUCGGUGCUUAGAAACUCUGGAUCUUCACGGAUGCAGGUUAGGGGACAGCCAUGACUUUUUCCAUCAUCUGACCUCAGAGGCUUGUUCCAGGCUUGUGAAGUUGUUCUUGGGAGAAAACUGUAUGUCAGAUGAAGGCCUGCGGAGACUCACGACACCCAUCAGAGUCAUGAAAAGAGGCCUGGAGAACCUGCAGCACUUGGACCUGUCGAGAAAUCCACUGACGGAGAAAGGACUCGGAUAUUUAACGUGUUUUCAAAAACUGCGUGAGCUCGACAUCUCCAAGACGAACGUCAAGCUGGACUCGUCUCUGGAGAGUUUCUUCAUGAAGAAGAUGUCGAUGGUGUUUUCAGUGUUGCCGCUGCAGACGUUCACACAUUCCGAGUGUAAGAGCGAAGGCUGGGCCGAGGAGGUAAUAAACCAGUGGGAGGCGAACGCUGCAGAAGUGCCGGAGAAAACUCCAAAACCGAGAACAAACGCCCUCCAGUUCUAUGGAAGGGAGAAGUUUGUACGAGAAAACAUUCACACUGUAUGGAACGAUUCCCAACAUGAAGAGCAAAUGAGAGUCAUCCAUUUUUAUAAACUGGACAGUCGCACUACUUCUCACCACACACACCCUGACACACACACCGACACACACGCCGACACACACACCAGCACACACACCGACACACACGCCACGUCUCAGCACACACACGCCACCACACACACGGACACACACGCCUCGUCUCAGCACACACACGCCAGCACACACACGGACACACACGCCUCGUCUCAGCACACACACACCAGCACACACGCCGACACACACGCUGACACACAUGCCACGUCUCAGCCCACACACGCCAGCGCACACACCGACACACACGCCAGCACACACACCGACACACACGCCAGCACACACACUGACACACACGCCAGCACACGCUCCGGAAAGAAGAGGAAAUUCUCCACUGAACAGGAGGAACUUUUGAGGAACCCACACCCUUCAGUCAAACGCUCUGCAUCUGUGUUUACUCUAUCUGCUGAAGACCUGGAGCUUCUCAAUAGUUACUGAGCAGUAUCUGAACUCGUGCACACACACACACACACACACACACACACAGUUUACAUGUGGAACAGGAUGAUUUGGUUUUUAUAAUGAUGAUAAUUAAAUGUGGUGAUUGUAAUAAAUGGCUGAUCUCACUCGA